CUAUAGGACUUACAUGUAUAACAUGUAGAUCCAAUUACCAGGUGGAUAUGCAAAUAUACAGGUAAAAUGGGCUGUGUAUACUCUCAAACUGUCUUAUCCUUCACACCAUUACUCUCUGAUGAUCAGGAAAGAGUCCAGGUUAAAGAACGACGCUCCAAGUUUGGAAGAUUCCGUAAAACAUCUGUGAAGUUUGAGAAAAUGGAAUCAAAGACUGCUAAAUUUCUUCCUUGUGGCUGCAACACUAAAUCCAACAAGAAGACCAAAACUACGGAACUGACACUAGAAGAUGCCAUCCGGUUGCGGGACAAGGCUUUGAUCAUUAAAAUGAUGUUUAAUAAUGAAGAAGAGACAGGUUGGGGAACAUUGGAUGUUAGAAAUAAAAAACAUGCCAAGAUAAGUCCAGUAGAACUCGCAUGUAAUCUGGGAUAUUCAGAAAUUGUUGAGCUUUUUCUUGAAAAUGGAUGUAGCCCCAAUUUACCCACAAAAACUGGGCGUUUAAUUCAUUCUGUGUUGGACUCGAUGAAAUCCGAACAUUUUAGUUGGUCAGAAGGAUAUGGUUUACUUUCUAAGUUGCUUAAUCUUGGAUGUGAUGUAAAUAUUAAAGACAACCAGGGUCAUACAACUUUGUUAUAUUGUGCUGAGCUCGGACAUAUUGAUACAAUGGAAAUGAUAUUACAUUAUGCUGCUACCAAUCAAUUAAGCACUCAGUGUGGUGGGAAUUUAUACACCCCUUUACACAUGUCUGUAAUGAGAGGAGACUAUGAAAUUGUGAAAAUUCUUCUUCAACAUAAUGCUAAGAAACAUAUUAACGUGCAAGAUAGCCAUGGAAACACAGCACUUAUACUGACAUUACAGGCUAUGUUGCAUUGUGCUCAAUACCUCAUGGCUAAUAAUGAACCAAACCCUGCUAUUUCUAGUGAACAACAGUUGAUUUUUAAGUACAAUUCUAUAGCAAUUCUGGAAGCGCUUCUUAAUGCUGGUGCAGAUCCAAAUAUUGCAAGCGAACAUGUUCAAAUGAGUUCAGAUUAUGGCUCACGCCAAAUUUACCGAAUACCGCUUUUUAUAGCUUUGCAACUAGCUAUGUGUGAGUUGGCUUAUGCCAAGAUUUCUCCUGUUUCAUUGAGUAAACUUUAUUCUCUAUCACGACACCGACUGCAAGUUUAUAAUGACAUAUUCAGUGACUUAACUUAUUUUUUAAAUGCAAAUACAUCGGAUGAAUCUAGUAAUUUAAUCAUUCGUCAAUCCAGUUCUGGUCAGAAAUUAGCUAGUCCUUCGGAGGAGGAGGAUGAAGAUGAUGAUUCUGCUUUACCUUAUGCAGGAAUGGUGAGAUUAUUGAUGUUGUCAGGGACGAAUCUAAGUACCUUUACACCUGAAGAUAUCAGCAGAGCCUACCCAUCAGUUGAGCCACUCAUUAGAGAAAUAUUUGAAUUCUGGAGGAAAUUUUCCCAUGAAAAGCCUCCUCGACUAUUACAUCUGACAAAGCAAGUUAUUCGUGGACAUUUAGCCACUGUACGAAAACUUCAUCAAAUUGAUGAGCUGCCAUUACCUGCUAGAGUUAAGGAAUAUGUUAAACUGAAAUCACUGUGAAUGGUUACAUUUUCAUUCUGUAAACCAAUCCGAUUAAAAUACAGAUCU
Patella vulgata (common limpet) is the source of this 1635-nucleotide messenger RNA. RefSeq names its product ankyrin-2. NCBI's taxonomy places the organism in Eukaryota, Metazoa, Mollusca, Gastropoda, Patellidae. Gene Ontology annotation, molecular function: protein binding. The record is from RefSeq and is a predicted model, not a curated record. The transcript has a single exon. The coding region runs from base 67 to 1587 and encodes 506 amino acids. Gene Ontology annotation, biological process: intracellular signal transduction.